AUGUUUGAACUGGAGCUUUCAGCAGAAGAGUGUGAGGAAAAGGCAGCAGCUGUUCUCCCUGAAACCUGCAUGCAGCAUUUGGAAAGCAGUGACUGGAAAGAACGGAUUUCCAGCAUGGAGACCCUUCAAAAGACUGUUGAAGAAAUGAAGAAAAGCAAGAUACCCUGCCAAGCCCUGGUGAGAUUGCUGUCACAGAGAAGCAAGGAGACAAAGCUCCAGGUGGUGCAGAAGAAACUUCAGACCAUCACUUUGCUAGCUCAGAAAGGGAACUUCUCCAGAACAUCUGCUCAAAUUGUCUUGGAAAAUGUAGUGGAAAUGGUGGGAGAUGUGUUAUGCAGCGACAAUGCAAAAGAAGCCCUGACAGCUAUAGCAGAAGCAUGUUCAUUGCCUUGGACUGCAGAGAAAGCUAUGUCACUGGCUUUCUCACAGAAUAACUAUAGGACCCAGUCCAUGAUCUUGAAAUGGAUAUCAAACGCAAUUAUGGAGUUUGGCUUUGUGGGAAUGGAGGUUAAGAUGCUCAUAAGUCCCCUGAAGGUUGCACUUGCUGCUGUUCACCCAGAUGUACAGACAUCAGCCAUCACCCUGCUGGGGGUUAUUUACCUGUACAUGGGAGACUCAUUGAGAACACUGAUAGAGAAUGAAGGGCUUCCUCUUCUGGCACAGAUAAAUGCUGAGCUGGAGAAGGUGUGUGGGCAGAUCCCACCAAUUCCCUGUCGUGCUAACCCCAUGCCAUGCCUGCAUGACAGGAUUCAGGAGGACUUAGGGGAGCACGGGAGGACUGAGGCCAUAGACAUUGGUGACAGGAUCACAUCAGAACUGGUGUCAAAGCUGCAAGAAAAGAACUGGGAAGUGCAAAAGGAAGGGUUGGAAGAGAUUGCAGGCAUCCUCAAGGAUGCUAGAUUCAUCCAGCCAAACAUAGGAGAGCUUCCAAGAGCCCUGAAGGUUUGUCUCUGUGACUCCAACCCCACUCUGGUACAGAUGGCCCUCAGGGUCCUCCAGCAAUUGUCCACAGCCAUAGGCUCCAACAUCAAACAGCACAUGAAAGACUUGGGCUUUCCUCUCAUUGCUCUCUUUAGGAAGAGUAAGAGCAGCACGAGAGCUGCUGCCCUGGCUGCUGUGAACACCUGGGCUGCACAGACCAACCUACUGGAGUGGCUGGAUAGGGAAGGCAUUUCAGGGGAUCUAGGGAAGGAAACGCCUUUCCAGAAGGAAGAGCUGGUGCAGUGGCUGGCUGAACAGCUGCCCACCCUCCAGUCAGCUCCCUCAUACCUGCUUCAGUGUGUGCCUCAUCUCUACUCCUGCUUGCAGGACAGCAAUGAGUAUGUGCAGACAGCCUCACAGGCAGCCUUGCCAUUCUUCAUAAUGCACCUUGGUUUUGAGAAGAUGGCUGAAGUCACUAGCCAGCUGAAGUCAUCUGCAAAGGACCACAUACUUGCAAUACUGGAGAAUGCCAAUGACAGUCCACCAAACAACUCUCCUGCUCUUGCUCCUGUCAAAUCACUUUCCAGACAAUCCGGAGUGGCCACUGGGCUCAUCUCCCCAUCAGUCUCAACCUCACCACCUGCAGGAGCAGCCUUCUCUUCACAAAUACCACUUAAAGAGCCAGUACCCAAAAGCAGUGGAGAGGAGAACCAGAGUCCCAAAGAUCUCAAGUCAGGAGGAGCAGUCCUGAAAGACAAGGGUGCAGCCGAGGGGAAGGCACAAGCUAAGUCCACUCUGAAGGAUAGUGACAGUAAACUGGGACCCGUCUUCAUCAUUGUCCCCAGGGGGAAAGAGCAGAGAAUGAGGGAUGAGAAAGGCAACAAAAUGCUGAAGUGGAACUUCACCGUUCCUAGCAACAGGUACGUUGAGCAGCUGAAAACUCAGCUGAGUAACUGUGUGUCCAACAACCUGCAGGUAGAAAUGUUUCACUCCAGCUUCCCACACCACAUCAAAGCCUUGUCCAUAAUGGCCAAGCACUUAGAGGAGGAGAAAGAGGGAGUUAUCAGUUGCUUGGAUUUGAUCCUGAAAUGGUUAACUCUGCGUUUCUUUGACACCAACACGUGGGUGCUUAUCAAGAGCCUAGAGUACCUCGAUUUGCUGCUAACUUUGCUGAGCCAAGAAAAGUAUCAGCUGAUGGAGAAUGAGGCCUCUUACUUAUUCCCAUAUCUGAUCAUGAAGAUGGGAACGUCAAAGGAAGCUGUCCUCAGGUUGGUCCACACUGCCUUGAAGAAGAUAUGCCUGGUCUACCCAGCCAGCAAAGUGUUUGGCUUCCUCAUGGAAGGGGUCAAGUCCAAGAAUGCUAAGCAGCAGGUAGGAUGUCUGGUGGAGAUGGGUUAUCUCCUUGAAGCAUAUGGCCUAGAUAUAUGUGAGCCCAAUCCAGGCAAAGCCUUAAAGAGGAUAGCUGCCUUCCUGAGGGAUGACAACAGUUCUGUUUGCAGUGCUGUCUUAAACAUUUUGGUCAUAGUUUACAAAACUCAUGGGGAAUCCAUGUUCAAAAUGGUUGGGAAUCUUUCUGAAAAACACAUGAAGAUGCUGGGACAAAUUGCAGCACAGAUACCCACUCAGCCAGCAGUCCCUCCAGAGCAGCAUCUCUGUGAAAAACCUCAGCAGGCUUCAAGCACGAGAUCCGAAGCCACCUGUCAGCAGGCAGGAGAUGCACCCUCAAAGUUUGAACUAGCCUGCUCUCAAGAAGGAAAUGUGGGUACAGGGGACACGGUUUCCCAGACACUGCCAUCAGAUGUAGAUGGGGAUAAGAGCAGGCUGAUCACCAAAAGAUCCAGCCGCUUUAAAAUGAAGGAUAUCAUUCAUCUUGACACCAUUCCCGAAUCUCAGAUCCUGUCCUUCCCAAACACUGAUAACACAUCUCACAACCUCACCUUAACUAUUGAUUCCCUUAUUUGUCACGUUAGCAGUGGUGACACUGACACCAGCAUGCAGGCAAUAGUAAAAAUUGAGGAGAUCCUGAGACAGAGUGACAAAGUAGAGACUAUGUCUGGACAUAUUAACCAGUUCCUUCAGAAUAUUUUCCAGCAACUCAAGUUUAUCUACCAACAAAAGGAAACAGAGGAGAAAAUGGGGAAGGAUCAAGUCGUUCUGCUAUGUAGCUACAUCAUCCAAGCCAUGCUGUCUCUCUUUCAGGAGCAGAGACUGGCCCAAGAAGCCACCAUGGAGGUGCUUAAGGAGAUAAUUCACAGUCUCCUUACCUUGUUGUUGCACUCCCUGGUGGAGGAUCUGGAGGAAGAUCAGAAGCUCAUACAGUCCAUUAAUCUCCUCCUGAAGAGGAUUUUGGAAAAAUCUGACCGGACAAGAAUCUUCCGUGCCUUGCUCAAGCUGCUCCAAGACAACCUGAUCACCAAGGGCAGCCCAGACAAAUUCUCUGACCUACUGGGCAAGUGCCUGUGGAGAGCCACACGGCUUCUCCCAGGCACCAUCAGCACCAUCAACCUGGACGAAAUCCUGCUGGAUGUCCACGUACUCAUGAAGGCUCUCCCGGAUGAGAAAAUGAGGCAGUGCACAAACAAACUUCCACUGCGAGCUCUGAAAACUCUGCUACACACCUUGUGCAAGCUGAAAGGUGUGAGGAUCCUGGAACAUCUCACCCUGAUUGAGGAUCCGUCUGAGUCUGAGGUAGAAGCCUAUCUGCGAAAGGCAAUCAGACCUCUUCCUAAGCAAGCGACAAAUGAAACAACUGUAGGGACAGGGAAGGGGAUCCCUCAAGAAACUUCAAAGGUUGAAAAGGACAAAGCAUGUGAUGUCUUGGAGGGCAUCUUCCAGAAGAUUUGCUCCAAGGAAAGCCUGAGAGAAGGUCUGGAGGAAUUAUAUGAAUAUAAGAAAAAAUGCCCUGAAGCAAGGUUGGAGCCUUUCCUAGGAAAUCUCUCUCUCUUCUUGCAGAGUUAUGUAAAGCAAGGCCUGGCCAUCAUUGAGACAGAGCAGGAAACUAGCGAGCACAUUUCUCCUCCUUCCUCAGGGAUAUCCCCUCAUGUGGAAAGAUCUCCCCUUAGACCAACAGUGACCCCAGGAGGGAUCACAAAAGAGGAUGAGGCAACACCAUCACAACACUUGGAAAACCUGCCAUUUGCCAGGCGGCAGCAACAUGAGCUUGAGAACAUGAUGGUCCACAGCAGACCCUCUGUCAGCCAGCUCCCCUUGGAGAAGGAGGAUAUUGUGCCUCUAACUCCCUUCCAAAGAUGUACAACAGCAAGAUCCUUAAGGACGUGA
Molecule: messenger RNA, 4200 nt
Organism: Tinamus guttatus (white-throated tinamou)
Lineage: Eukaryota; Metazoa; Chordata; Aves; Tinamiformes; Tinamidae
Source: RefSeq, a predicted model, not a curated record